GGCGCCGGCCUGAGACCGUGCGGGGAGGCGCAGUCCCGCCCGGCUCCGCGCGGGGACUGAGGCGGCGAGUGGCCGCUGUACCCGGACCGCCAGGGGCCGAGCCGCCUGCGCAGCCCAGACUUCCCGGCUCUCCGAUUCCGCCGCGAGGGUGGGGGCGCCCCGGUGUCCCAGCGGACCCACUCCCCGAGCAGGAUGCGGCGCGGGCUGGGGCUGGGCUCUGCGCUCCUGCUGCUGGCGCUGCCCGCGCUCGCCCUGCUGGGCUCGGCCGCGCACGAUGAUGACUUUUUUCACGAACUCCCAGAAAGUUUUCCUUCAGACCCCCCGGAGCCUCUGCCCCACUUCCUCAUUGAGCCAGAAGAGGCCUAUAUCGUGAAGAACAAGCCAGUGAACCUUUACUGUAAAGCCAGCCCCGCCACGCAAAUCUAUUUCAAGUGCAACAGUGAGUGGGUGCACCAGAAGGACCACACCGUGGAUGAGAGGGUGGAUGAAACUUCUGGACUCAUUGUCCGGGAAGUGACCAUUGAGAUUUCACGGCAGCAGGUGGAAGAACUCUUUGGGCCCGAAGAUUACUGGUGUCAGUGUGUGGCCUGGAGUUCAGCAGGGACCACUAAGAGCCGGAAGGCCUAUGUGCGCAUCGCCUAUCUACGCAAAACGUUUGAGCAGGAGCCCCUGGGGAAGGAAGUGUCCUUGGAACAGGAAGUCUUGCUCCAGUGUCGCCCGCCUGAAGGGGUCCCCAUGGCUGAAGUGGAAUGGCUGAAGAAUGAAGACAUCAUCGACCCUGUGGAAGACCGGAACUUCUACAUCACCAUCGACCACAACCUCAUCAUAAAGCAGGCUCGACUCUCAGACACAGCCAACUACACCUGUGUGGCCAAGAACAUUGUAGCCCGGAGGAAGAGCACUACUGCCGCUGUCAUUGUUUACGUGAAUGGGGGCUGGUCGAUCUGGACCGAGUGGUCGGUGUGUAACAGCCGCUGUGGCCGAGGCUACCAGAAGCGCACAAGGACCUGCACCAACCCCGCCCCCCUCAACGGUGGUGCCUUCUGUGAAGGGCAGAGUGUGCAGAAGAUCGCCUGCACCACGCUGUGCCCAGUGGACGGCAGGUGGACCUCGUGGAGCAAGUGGUCUACUUGUGGGACGGAGUGUACACACUGGCGUAGGCGAGAGUGCACAGCACCCGCCCCCAAGAAUGGCGGCAAGGACUGCGACGGGCUGGUGCUGCAAUCCAAGAACUGCACUGAUGGACUCUGCAUGCAAAGUUUCAUUUAUCCUGUUCCAACUGAACAGAGAACCCAGAAUGAAUAUGGAUUUUCUUCUGCACCCGAUACAGAUGAUGUGGCUCUGUAUGUGGGCGUGGUGAUUGCCGUGAUCGUGUGCCUGGCCAUCUCUGUGGUGGUGGCCCUGUUUGUGUACCGCAAGAACCACCGUGACUUCGAGUCUGAUAUCAUCGAUUCCUCAGCUCUCAAUGGGGGCUUCCAGCCUGUGAACAUCAAGGCCGCUAGACAAGAUCUCCUGGCAGUGCCUCCGGACCUGACCUCGGCAGCAGCCAUGUACAGAGGACCUGUCUAUGCAUUGCACGAUGUCUCUGACAAGAUCCCUAUGACCAAUUCUCCCAUCCUGGAUCCACUGCCCAGCCUGAAGAUCAAAGUCUACAGCACACCAGGCACUGUCACACCCCAAGAUGACCUGUCAGAGUUCACAGCCAAGCUGUCUCCUCAGAUGAGCCAGUCCCUGCUGGAGAGCGAGGCCCUCAGCCUGAGGAGUCAGAGCCUGGCCAAGCAGACUGACCCCUCCUGCACGGCCUUUGGAACCUUCAAUUCCCUGGGGGGUCAUCUCAUUGUCCCCAAUUCAGGAGUGAGCCUGCUGAUUCCCGCCGGGGCGGUACCCCAAGGACGAGUCUACGAGAUGUACGUGACGGUACACAGGAAAGAAAACAUGAGGCCCCCCAUGGAAGAUGCCCAGACUCUGCUGACCCCCGUGGUGAGCUGCGGGCCCCCAGGGGCACUGCUCACGCGGCCCAUUGUCCUCACCAUGCAUCACUGCGCCGAUGCCAGCACCGAGGACUGGAAGAUCCAGCUCAAACAUCAGGCAGCCCAGAGCCAGUGGGAGGACGUGGUGGUGGUGGGAGAGGAAAACUUCACCACACCCUGCUAUGUGCAGCUGGACGCCGAGGCGUGCCACCUACUCACUGAGAGCCUGAGUACCUACGCCCUGGUGGGCCUGGCUGCCAGCAAGGCCGCUGCCAAGCGCCUAAAGCUGGCCCUCUUUGGGCCACUCUGCUGCUCCUCCCUGGAGUACACCAUCCGAGUCUACUGCCUGGAUGACACCCAGGACGCCCUCAAGGAGGUGCUGCAGCUGGAGCGGCAGCUGGGAGGGCAAUUGCUGGAGGAGCCCAAGGCCCUGCACUUCAAAGGUAGUACCCACAACCUGCGCCUGUCGAUCCACGACCUGCCCCACUCCCACUGGAAGAGCAAGCUGCUGGCCAAGUACCAGGAAAUCCCCUUCUACCAGGUGUGGAGCGGGGCCCAGCGGAACCUGCAGUGCAGCUUCACUCUGGAAAGGUUCAACCUCAGCACCACGGAACUGGUGUGCAAACUCUGCGUGCGGCAGGUGGAGGGCGAGGGCCAGAUCUUCCAGCUCAACUGCACUGUGUCUGAGGAGCCCAUGGGCCUUGACCUGCCCCUACUGGGCCCAGCGAGCACCAUCACCACUGUGGCUGGCCCUGGCGCCUUCAGCAUCCCGCCCCCCAUCCGGCAGAAGCUCUGCAGCAGCCUAGAUGCUCCUCAGACACGGGGUCAUGACUGGAGGAUGUUGGCCCACAAGCUCAGCCUGGACAGGUACUUGAAUUACUUUGCCACCAAACCCAGCCCGACGGGUGUCAUCCUGGACCUCUGGGAAGCGCAGAACUUCCCCGACGGGAACCUGAGCAUGCUGGCGGCCGUCCUGGAGGAGAUGGGGAGACAUGAGACAGUGGUGUCCCUGGCCGAGGGGCAGUACUGACGAUGAGGGCAUUCUGCCGUCCAGGACAUGACACUGAGGAGAAGACCAAGCUGGAAUGGUGACCUUCUCAGGCAUAGUCACAGCAGAGAGAGAGAGAGAGAGAGAUACCAAGCAGAACACAGGCCCAAACUCCCCUGGACACUACCACUCACAGCAGCUCAGAGAACUGUGUCCCCUCGGGCCUUGGGUCACUACCAACCUCCUCUCCUCUCCUGUCUUCUCCAGUCCUGCCCUCUCCCCCGCGGGGCUGUCUGCUGUGUGGGUACAGGACCUUACAGUUUCCUAGGAAACGCUUUUUAUUGCUAUCCAGAUAUAUGGAUGAACUUUCUUAACAAACCCGGUUUCUACCAAGCUUGUUUACAUCCCUUGGGGCAGGGCCACCAACCAGGGCAGUCCUGUUUCUGUUUUGUUUUGUCUUUUGGGUUGAGGUCAGCUGGGGUACAGGCCAUGGAUGGUGGGCUGUAUCUGAUUCACCCCAACCCCCUCACAGAGCACCCACGCUACCCCUAGUGGUGCCCGGCAGAUGUCUCAGACCAUCUGCCCACUGGCGUGCCCUUUCUAGAACUUGCAAGAACCAUCGCUGUUCAUGUCAGGGAAGUGGAGAGUCUAAGUGUAAUAGGGCUUGAGAUUCCAGAUUCCUGGAGGUUGGGGCGGGGGAGUAUCUCUCAGCAGUGGUGUCUUCUAGGAAUAAUGAGGUCACCUUGCAGGGAAGAGAGUCCAGCCAUCAUUCCUGCCUUAGGUGUGUCCCUAACAAGCAACUUGAUAUGUCUUGUUUUUUCAGAACUAUCAUUAUUAUCAUAAUUGUUGAGUAUCGGUGAGUGUCCUGGUAAAGAGACUUUCCUGUAACCUCUUUUGUUAGCCAUGCUGUUAGUCUUUAGGUUGUUGGCACCUUCUAGAAAGGUGGGCACGACCACCAGUUCAAUCCAACAGGCAUUGGUCCCUGGAUGUUCUGUCUUCCCUCACUCCACCCUCAAAAGGCUCUGAAUGGUUCCUGGUUAGGUUACCUUGCUCAGGCAGGGACUUUAGGCCAAGAUUCUUGGGACAAAGGUCUGUUUAAAGGUCACUUAGCAUCAGAGUUGUGUGGUCCAAGAUGAUGCCCCUACAACCCCAUCUUCUUAGUUCUGGGCCUUAGAACUGGUGAUCGGGAUACCAUUUCUCCUGCUGGUUUGAAGACAACAUUCAGCCUCCCUGGACCUCAGUCUCCUUGCUUGUAAAAUGAACGGGUGGGUUUAGAUCCUCUAGAGGCUCUAGAAGACUAGACUUCACUAGGAUGCUGCCCGCUGAUUCAGUAGUCUGAGCACCACAGUGGACUGUGACCUGGACCCUGACAGAGCCAGCUAGUCUCUCGCCCCAUCUCCAGGCUGCCUUCCCCAGCCCUCCUCCCCCUGUCCUCCCUGGUGGCCGACCAUCUUCUAGAUUAUAGAGCUGUUGUGUUUCCAAGUGUCUCUGUGUCAGUGCAGUACAGUUGUUCUCCCAGAAGGGGGUGCCCUCGUUCAACACGGCCUUCCCCCUCUUUGAGCUCACUUGCUUUCCUUGACUAGUUGCAAAUCAUGUUUAUUGUCUUAGUUGAAUUCUUUUUUUUUUCUGCUAAAAACAUGUAUAACCUGAAAUACAGUUGGCAGACUACUUUGCAUGAAGGAUGGUGUCUCCUCCAUCUGUCACAGGCUCUUGUGUUUAACCCAUGGACUCAAUUCACCCAGCAGGCAGAAAAUAAGGAGUCAAGGACAGAGUAGAGCAGCCAAGAUUCAGAAAGUACCUCCUGUUUGAAUCAGAGCCCACAAGACACAGUCGUGUUUUCAGUCUGUAGGGGCUGAAUGUAUCUAGGCUGUUGCCUGACUUGGGUCAGAAACCACUGUUCAUUCUCCCCCUUCUUUCCACAGACAUUUAUUCCCUCUGCUAUUUUGAUGCCUUCUUGAUGUUCCCAGGCCCCUUCAGUGUCAUUGAGGAACCCUGGGCAGAGAUGAUAGGUCCUCUUUUUUCCUUUUUUGUCUUUCGGUUCCUAUGAUUUAGGUACAUAGUCAAUGAUCUCUCUCUCUCUCUCUCUCUCUCUCUCUCUCUCUUUCUGGCAACCCCUUAUAUCAUAGACCACAAAUGUUAUACCCGUUAUGAAAGAUGAAGGUUGUCAUCAAACAAGUAGAGCAGACAAUAUUUAUACCAAUCCCUACAUGGUCAAGAGCUAGUAAAGUCUAACUUGUAAAAAUUUUUUUAAAAGAUGUUUUAAAAAUAGAAAGGGAGGAGAGCGAAUGUCCAUUGUUACUACAUCUUCAGUUACUUCUCCAGGUUUUUGAUUUUCACUGGUUUAGGAGGUCGUGACACUUUGGAAUCAAGAGUUAGAAAUCUCUCUUCCUGGGAGGUGCUACAGAGUCAAGAGCAUUGGCCUUGGAAGCAAGAGGUCCUGAGCUCCAUCCCCUAUGUCAUACAUGCCAGAGUGACACUCUGGUUCUCUUGCUUUCUCUGUCUCGUGUUAAUGAAUACAUAAUUCUUUAAAGAAGGAUCAGAAAUCUGAAGAAGGCUGAAAGGAACUCCCAUGCCCAGUGAGAAGCAGAGGGGAACAAACACGUAGCUAUUUACUAAUCCCAAAACGUUGGAUGAAAAAUGUCAUCUGGCCAGAAGCAUUGAAUUUAACAUGAACUGAACCAGGGGAGCCAGGGAGGUCUGUGGUGUUCAGUUCAGAUGCUCACCUGCUGACUCAGCACCCCAGCCCCAGAGAAGAUGGGUUGAUUUCUCGUGAGGGAGCUCCCACAGAGAGUACAACUUCCAUCAACACGUCACGCACCAUCCACCUGGAGUCACCUUUCACUGCACAUUCUAAUUUCCCUCUCCUUUGAAGCAAAGUAAAAGCUGUUAAACAGCUCUCAGACUGAACAGGUCCAGUUAGGGUCACAGGGAGUCCCUCCACCAGCCAGCCAUUCCACACAGCACAGGCUGCGUCAUUCCCAGAGGAGGGAGAACUGUUUGGUUGAGUUUGGUGCCAUCUUGUGGAGUGCAACCACCUACCCUGAGUCCAUAUAAAACCCCACAAGAAGUGUUUUUGCACAAGAGCUUAUUAGCCAGCGCCUUGAGGACAUGUAGACCUGGGGACAUUUCUACUCAACUGUGCAGAUGUCUUUGCCUCUCAUUUUCCACUUGCAUGACCCAUAUCCAAGAUGGCAUUUCACUGUGAACCCUGGCUGUCCUCAGCUUGUUCAAACAUGUUCCAAAUCGGCUUUGGUCACAGAAAUCUACACAGACUUGGAUGACGCAGUCUUGGGAGAACUGUCCUUUGGCCAUUUGUAUUUGUCCUUUGGCUUGCUAUGUUUAAAUUCUUCCUUUCAGUGCUCCUCUAUUUUGGGGAGAUGUGAGAAGUGCCCACAUCCUCUGAGGAAUGGAAUUGUUUUCUUAUAUACACCUGAGAACACCACGACUAAAGGAAGUGUGAAUUGUGCUGGAGCACCCACCAGAAGUAAAAAGCCUCCUUUCUUCUGAACUUGGGCGAGAUCUAAAGGCACAUGUUCCAUCCUGUUCUGUUACUGCUCUUGUCUUUUUUAUCAGAACUCAACUAUGGCUUAUGGUAGUGCCAGGGAUUGAACCUGGGACCUUGGAGCCUCAGCCAUGAAAGUCUGUGUGUAACCAGAGUGCUGUCUCCACAACCCUCAUUCAUAAUUUCUCCUCUCAUUCCCCAUAAGGGAUCUGGAAGGAUUAGAAAUGAGAUCAUUUAAGUGAUAUCUGGGCAGGUGCUCACAGCUACCAGCUUGUUUACAAAGGACAUGGAUGUCAGUCCGGACACUCACCUCCAUGAUUCAGCAAAACCCCCCAUUCUCUCAGCCUAAGCACCUGCUCCUGCAAAGGCAGGGCAAGGUCUUGUGUUGAAGUGUCCCCACCUAAACUGCCUGGCCCUCACUAAGUUUCCCCUGCACAGCAGUGUGUCAGGGUUUGGCCCCUCUACUCUCAGUAAGAGCCAUGCUUUAAGCUCAGGACUCUGGAAACAACACUUUGGGUAAUUUCAUGAAAGAGUGUUUCUCCUACAAGUAAGAUGCAUUCCAAGCAAACAUUCAGAGGGUGGGGGCAAGGCAUUUCUCCUUGAAAGCAACAACCAAGGCCCUUGUCCUCUGUGUUCAUGUGUGUGUGUGUGUGUGUGUGUGUGUGUGUGUGUAUGUGUGUGUGUGUAUGGGGGGGUAUUGUCACCAUGGCCAUGCCCCCCUAUCAUCUCUGUCAUUUCUGACCCAUGUCGCCAGGAUUCACUUGCCUUCAUUGCUCUGAAGUCUAUCCCCACAGGGUCAGGCCAAGGAGACCAUGUAAGGCCCUGUCAGCGAGAGUCAA
Molecule: messenger RNA, 7299 nt
Organism: Erinaceus europaeus (western European hedgehog)
Lineage: Eukaryota; Metazoa; Chordata; Mammalia; Eulipotyphla; Erinaceidae
Gene: UNC5C
Product: unc-5 netrin receptor C
Exons: 17
Coding region: 193-3000 (935 amino acids)
Biological process (GO): netrin-activated signaling pathway
Cellular component (GO): membrane
Molecular function (GO): netrin receptor activity; protein binding
Source: RefSeq, a predicted model, not a curated record